This is a messenger RNA of Auxenochlorella protothecoides, 1179 nucleotides long. RefSeq lists its product as hypothetical. The transcript is spliced from 5 exons. The record is from RefSeq and is a predicted model, not a curated record. Lineage: Eukaryota; Viridiplantae; Chlorophyta; Trebouxiophyceae; Chlorellales; Chlorellaceae. Gene Ontology annotation, molecular function: sulfotransferase activity. Bases 1 to 1179 code for a protein of 392 amino acids.
AUGGAGAGACAGGAUGCCCUCACCCUGGCCGCCCUCCCGCUCCUCGGGAUAUGGUUGCUAGUGGCUCGCAUCCUGUCCAUGCUCACCCCCCUCCUAGCCCCCUGGCUCUCGUACCUGCUAGCACAAAGACUGUACUAUGCCACCCCCUUCGCGGUGUACGCCCUGAGGAGCGGGGGGGGUGCCAAGGCCAUCCUCACCCGGCUAGUGGUGCGACGGUACCUGACCCUGCCCCUGCGUCCCCACCUACCCCACUUCUACAUCGUGGGGUUCCCCAAGUGCGGCACCACUUCCAUGUGCACCUACCUGAAGCAGCACCCGUGCAUAGACGGUCUGGACGGGCUUCCCUACCACGAGAUCUUGGAGAAGUGGGUCGGGCGCGUGUCGGGAUCGGGGGCGGUCGGGACCCUGGGCGGGGGGGAGUCCCACUUCUAUGUUGGGGCCCUGGGCCGCUCCUCCACCACCAGCACCUCGGCCUACCGCUCCUUCUUCCCCACCAUCGUGGCAUCCACCCUGGCGCGCGUCCGCCACGGCAACUGGCUCUGCUUUGACGCCUGCCCCGUGCACGCCUGCCUGCCUCAUGUCCCCGCCCGCAUGAAGGCCAUGACGCCCAACGCCAAGCUGGUCUUCAUGAUGAGGGACCCGCUGGCGGCCGUCAUCUCGGGCGAGCUCAUGCUCCGGGACCUGGGCAUGCCCCUGCAGUGGUCCACGCUGGGCGAGCACGACCUGGCGGGGGACAGCCUGGCCGAGACGGAGGAGGACAGCGCGUACUGGGCGGCUGUCGAGAAGCUGCCCCUUGAUGAACCUCUCCCCGCCGACCUCAUGCAGCGCUUCUACAGCACCACCGACCCGCGGCCCGCGCUGCGCGCCGCCAAGUAUGCCGACUGCCUGGACCGCUUCCUCCGCGCCUUCCCCAAGGAGAACAUGAUGUUCGUAGACUUUGCCGACUUUGUGGCGCAGCCAGAGGCCACCGUGCGCUCCGUGCUCAAGUUCGUGGGCGCCGACGCGGCGCUGCCGGCCUACGCCUUCAAGCCCAUGCCGCCGGGGAUGCAGGGCAAGCCCCGCGGCAGGACGAUGCACCCGGCGGUCAAGCAGCGGCUGCGCCAGUACUAUCGCUCCAGCAACCUGGCCCUGCAACAGAUGCUGGGCAGGUCCCUCUCUUGGUUUGGCGAGGACGUGUGA